UCUCUCUCUUCCUAAAAUCAAGAUGGCUGGCGACGCUGACCAGGAAGUGAGAUAAACAACCGUUCCGAAAGAAAUAUGGAUUAAAUUCGGAGUUCAGUACGGUCUAAAACAUCUUUUAGGGACUGUCAGACGCUGAGGUGAGGAAAAUCACGAGGAAAUGAGUUUUAAUUGUACCCGACAUGGCUGGAAUAUGAUGAAAUGCAUCUCUCCAUUGGGCACGCCGGUCAGCUCAGUCCCUGUGGUGCUGCAUAGAGCCUGAUGCCCAUUCUCGCAACAUCUGUCGUCAUGGACACGGAGGACUUCCUGCACCCAGAGGGCCCUCAGCUGGAGAGCCCUAAAUACAAUGCGCCCAGUCCUCCACUCCCCAAUACCAUCGAGAGUCAGCCGUUUCGCUCUAACCCGUGGCCAUUUCCCCAGCAGCCUCAGUACAACCAGUACAGCUAUCCUAUGCAACAAUCUGCGAGGCAGUUCGAUCCUUCGUCUGUGGACGAGUUCAACUCAUUUAACAGCGUGGAUUUCUCAGACCUCACAUCAGGCAGAAAUGGAGAAUUCGGACCAGAUCUGCCAUGUAUGGAUGACCUGUCCAACACGUCCCUGUUCUCUUCUACCCCUGACUCUCUUUCUGAAUAUCCUGACCCUGCUGGCUUUAGCAUUGAAGGCCUGUCCCACAUAACCAGCGAGGGCUCCGCCUCAACACCAGCAUUCUGGGACACACCUGGACACAGCCAGAGACAGUUGACCAGGUGUCCAGGUUUACUGGAAGACAUCAAUGCCAUCUUGAACAACCAACAAUUACUAUAUAAGCUCCCUGAAAUCGGUCAGACUCCGCCAGAGGAGGAAGAAGAGGCAGAUGAGGAAGAGACGGAAGAACUCGGUCAUGUUGACACUUACGCUGAAUACAAGCCAUCCAAAUCUACUAUAGGAAUUUCUCAUCCAGACAUUGUGGUAGAGACCAGCACACUCUCCAGCGUCCCUCCCCCCGACAUUACCUACACACUCUCCAUCCCAGAAAACACUAUCCGGACUGGCCUGCUUUCUGCUCUGCAGCUCGAAGCCAUUGUUUACGCCUGCCAGCAACACGAGGUUAUCCUGAAGAAUGACCAGAGGGCAGGUUUUCUGAUUGGGGAUGGAGCCGGUGUGGGGAAGGGUCGCACCAUAGCUGGCAUUAUACUGGAGAACUACUUAAAAGGAAGGAAGCGAGCCCUGUGGUUCAGUGUGUCUAAUGAUCUGAAGUAUGACGCAGAACGAGACCUCAAGGACAUAGAUGCCCCGAUUAUUCCUGUGUUUGCUUUAAACAAGAUUAAGUAUGGAGACACAGCUACCUCAGAGGGCGUCCUGUUUGCCACAUACUCAGCGCUGAUCGGGGAGAGUCAGGCAGGGGGACAGCACCGCACUCGACUCAAACAGAUAUUGGACUGGUGUAAACCUGGCUUUGACGGAGUCAUUGUGUUCGAUGAAUGCCAUAAAGCCAAAAAUGCGACAUCCACGAAGAUGGGCAAAGCUGUCCUGGAUCUGCAGAAUAAGCUGCCCCGGGCUAGGGUGGUGUAUGCUAGUGCCACAGGUGCCUCUGAGCCAAAGAACAUGAUCUAUAUGAGCCGGUUAGGGAUUUGGGGAGAGGGAACACCUUUCAAGGCUUUUGAGGACUUCCUACAUGCCAUUGAGAAGAGAGGUGUUGGCGCCAUGGAGAUAGUUGCCAUGGAUAUGAAAGUCAGUGGCAUGUACAUAGCCCGGCAGCUCAGCUUUUCUGGAGUGUCGUUUCGGAUAGAGGAAAUCGCACUGGAUGAGGAGUUCAAGGUGGUCUACAACAAGGCAGCCCGACUGUGGGCUGAAGCACUGGAGGUGUUCACCAAGGCAGCCGAUAUGCUGGGACUGGUCUCUCGUAAGUCCCUCUGGGGUCAGUUUUGGUCCUCUCACCAGCGCUUCUUUAAAUACCUCUGCAUCGCCGCCAAAGUGCGCCGCCUGGUGGAGCUCGCUAAGUCUGAGAUGAAUCAGGGCAAGUGCAUCGUGAUUGGGCUGCAGUCAACCGGUGAGGCCCGCACUCGUGAGGUUCUGGAUGAGAAUGAUGGACAUCUAGACCGAUUCGUCUCUGCAGCUGAGGGUGUGUUCCAGUCUCUGGUUCAGAAGCACUUUCCAUUAGAGAAACCGAAGAGAGAAAAGACUGCUGGAAAUAAAAGAAAACGAAAGCCGAGAGGUCGGCCACCCAAAUUUCCAAAACACUGUGUAGAGGUGGGCGGAGUUAUUAAGAUCAGUGACGGCUCAGAUUCUGACUCUGAUGACAUGGACAGCGAGUCAAACUCGUCCCCUGAGUCACUGCAAGACAAUGACGACGUCAUCUUUGUUAAUCACAUCAAUGGACCUACUGCAAAACUGGAGGAUUUGAAAUAUGGCUUGCUGGCUAAGAUAGCAGAGCUGGGAAAAGAGCUUCCUCUUAACACACUGGAUGAGCUGAUUGAUCAAUUUGGAGGGCCCGAGAAAGUGUCUGAAAUGACUGGUCGUAAGGGCCGAGUGGUGCGGAGACUGGAUGGCAGGGUGCAGUAUGAAUCGCGUGCUGAACAAGGAUUCACCAUCGACCACGUGAACAUCAAAGAGAAGGAACGCUUUAUGGACGGUGAAAAGUUGGUGGCGAUCAUCUCGGAGGCUGCAAGUUCAGGGAUUUCUCUCCAGGCAGAUAAACGUGUGCAGAAUAAAAGGAGAAGGGUGCACAUGACACUAGAGCUGCCAUGGAGUGCUGACCGUGCCAUCCAGCAAUUCGGUCGGACUCACCGUUCUAACCAGGUAAAUGCUCCAGAGUACAUCUUUCUCAUCUCCGAGUUAGCAGGAGAGAGACGCUUUGCUUCCAUUGUCGCCAAGCGCCUGGAGAGUUUGGGGGCACUGACACAUGGUGAUAGACGAGCCACUGAGUCCAGAGAUCUGAGCAAAUACAACUUUGAAAACAAAUAUGGCACAAAAGCUUUGGAUAAAAUCACUAAAGCCAUCCUAGGUUACAUCGAAAACAAAGUUCCUCCACCGAAAGGCUAUCCAGGGGGCGAAGCAAGAUUCUUUGCAGAAAUGAAGAAAGGGAUGAUUGACGUGGGCAUUUUCUGUAAGGAGCGAUUUGGCCUCAACACAGAGAAAGACUGCACCAUCACUAAAUUCCUGAAUCGGAUUCUGGGCCUGGAGGUGCACCAGCAGAACUUUCUCUUCCAGUACUUCAUCGACAACUUCGAAUACCUGAUUGACAAGGACAAAAAGGAAGGCAAAUACGACAUGGGUAUACUCGAUCUGGCUCCAGGUAAUGAUGAGAUCCAUGAAGAGAAACAGGAAGUGUUUCUGACUCCUGGGAACCCCCAAGAAGGCCAGGUCAUCCUCUAUAAGAUCAGUGUGGAUCGGGGGAUGCCGUGGGUCGAGGCCUUGCGCAAAGCAGAGACGCUGACUGGGGAGUAUGAGGGGUUCUAUCUUUCUCACAAGCUGCGAGGGAGCCAGCCGUGUGUGUUGCUGGCAGAGCAAGGCAGAGGUCGUAAUCUUGUUGUGUAUAAGCCUAACAUCGGUAGGCAGGCCCAUCCUGAGAAUUUGGAGAAUCUGCUGCAGCGGUACCGGAAGGUGGCACCAGACGAGGCCAAAGAUUGCUGGGAGAAUCAGUUUGUCUUCUCGUUCCAGAAGUGCUGCCACGCUAACUGGAAAGGUAAGUGUAAGCAGGUGGAGCAGGGUCAGGAGUGCUGGCUGGGCAUGCGUCUGCGACAGUACCACAUGCUGUGUGGGGCUUUGCUAAAAGUGUGGAAGCGAGUCGCAGACAUCGUCUCUGACAUCACCAACUCUAGCAUCCUGCAGAUUGUGCGCCUCAAAACUAAACAGAACAGCAAGCAAGUCGGCAUAAAGAUACCAGAGAACUGUGUGGAGCGUGUGCGCAGCGAGCUCUCUCAGAUGGAUGCUGCGGAGAAGCAAACUCGGCAGCUGAAGGAACAGAAAGCGCAGCAGGAGCGUGCAAAGGAACAGAAAGCGCUACAGGAGCGUGCAAAGGAACAGCGCAUCCGCCAGGAGUUUCUCAGGUUUGAGCCGCAGAAACUCUUCUUUGGCCACAAUCUCAUCAAUCGCCCUGCUAUGCAUCUACCAAACCCCCCACCAUACCCAGGCUCCCAGACUUGCCGUGCUGCCCUGCCCAAUAGCCAGGCUGUGGAUGAAGUGCUGGACCUCACCCUCAGCCCCUGCCCCUCCCCUGAGCCCAAAUCGACUCUCACAAACGGAGCACUGAGCCUGAACGGAGUAGCAGGGAUGAAUGGCAUCUUUGGUAUGCGGAGAGGAACAGGGGAAGGAGGGAUGAAGAUCCCCGAGACGUUUGACCUGGAAGAGCUGAUCUCACAGGAGCAGCAGAGGGAGAGGCGACUGACCUUACAGCACAACAUGGCCCAUAACAGCUUGGACACACUGCAAACCAUCCACACACUGAAGCAGCACACAGCUUUGAGCGUGCUGCAGCAAAACAGGGCAAACCCAGGACACUUGCUCACUCCCCAGCAGAACUCUAGUCAGUUUAACACGCCGCUGGUGAGACACAACGGGAGCAAACCAGACAUUAACACGCUAACCAACCACGGCAUACGCGUGCAGCAGUUUCCACAGCAUGUAAACUCCAUGUCACGGCCACCUCACUUGCUUCAGCCAGCUCCUAUACAGCAGGAUGGUCAUCAACACUCACUGAUGCGCGCACACACACACAGUUUGCAUACACACGUGCGGGAAAACAAAAUGCCAGUCAACGAACCUGCUCCUCUUUCACUAAAACUGAGUCAGCAGGGGUCAGUCAGCAGCCAGUCCAUAACAGAAAAUUCUGCAACUCCGCAGGAUGACUUCAGUUGCAACCUUGACCUCCUCACUCAUCCUUCAUACUCGGUAACCCCUCAAGCCCCUCCCUCACCUUCAUUUUCUAGUUCCUCCCCUGGGACAUCAUCACUCUUCUCUUCAGACCCUCAGUCUUCUUCCCUCUCAGACUCCAUCUCCCCUUCUUCUCUGUUUGCGCCGUUGUCCGUGCCUCUUUCAUUAGCCAGUGGUCACUGCAGCAUGGAUGCCCAGGGUGCCCACCACCCCAUGGCUCCUGGAGGUUCAGCAGACCGUCGCCACGCCGUCAUUCAGUACGAUUCUCUACACUGGCACACCACCUAGUGGCCACUAAGGCCUGCGUGCUCAUAUCGCCACUGUACAUGCACAUGGCAGUACUGUCACUCUUCUUUACUGGGAUCUCAGCAUGUCUGGCUGAGGUAUUUUGCAGUAGGUGUUUUUAUUUCUUUAGUUUGUCCCCGUCCCCACCCGUCUAGCAAGACGGUGACGUCCGAGACAUGCCUCACACUGUUCUGGAAAACCCUCAUCACUGCACCUUUAAUACUAUAGAAAAAUCAAAUACGUGAUGUAUAUUUAUUUAUACGGUCCUCGGGGUUGUCACACCUACUCCUGCUUCCUGUUGAGAGUUGAAUCAGACCUGGAAGAAAAUGCCUUUAGCUCAGUCAGUGCCUUUGUAUCAUUAAGAUGCAGUCAACAAUAGUGUGUGUGUGUGUGUGUGUGUGUGUGUGUUCCCGUGCAUGUGUGUAUGUUCUAUAAAAGCAGAUUAUUAUUUAUUAUCACGAUCAUUUUUCUCCCUCUAUGAGGAUUGUCUGCUCUACUUCACCAGAGGGGCUCAUUGACUUAGAAAUUUGUAAUACUGCUGUUUUACAUAUUGACCCCGUGAAAUUUUUAUUUUUUUUCCCCCCAUAAUUCCACGGGCCUGAGCCUGAGUAGAGGGACGAAUGGCUGGAAAUAUCUAGGGUAUGAAUAUAAAGCUAACAAACUAUCAUCCCUAGGUUCAUGAAGUACUCUGUUCGCUUUAUUGCUCGUUUUGUACUUUCUCAGGUAUAGCGUAUACUUAUUACUGUCCUGACCAAUUAUUAUUUAACUAAAAUAUAAAACCUUAAGGACCUUUUAUUAUUUUUUUUUUUUUUAAACUUUAGGGGUUGGACACCAAAUUAUUUAUUAGGCAACUCAGUUAUCUUAAGAGCUUUCUCCCCCCCCCCCCCAAUUAAACCAAUUACAAAGACUUUUCAAUAGUUAAUAUACUGGACCUCAUACAAACCUCAGCCUCCUUAAGGGAGCAAAACAUUUAGCAAUAAAGAUAAAUUUGCCCCUUGAACAAUUUUACUUUUUAUUUUUGCUUGUUAGGCUCUCGUUUCCUUUACAUAUUUUUUCAUAUGUAUCAGACGAUUAUUCUAUUUAAAAAAGGAAAGAAAAAAAAAAGAGAGAGAGAGAAAAGAUUACUAAGGAUACGUUUCUUAUGAGGUCAAGAUCUUCUUGUAUAGGUGGAAUGGAAGCAAUUUAUUGUCUUUGGUGUUGUUCUUGAUGUUUGUAUUCUUGUUAUAAUGACUAUAAUUAUUGUUAUUUAUAUCCAUGGGACAUUUUAGUGGUGAAUAGUCCUAGUUAUAAUCGUGUAGUUUAACACUUUUAAAAACAAAAAACAACAAAAAAAAAAAAACACGUCUUGUUCGGGUCUUCUCUUCCUUUCCCUUCACGUAUUCUCUAUUUACGGAAAGAAGAAACAGAAAAUAAAAAAACCCGUUUUAACUCGCCACCAAAUCUUCCUGCACUGCCUCGUACCCCAGUCCAGCAUCGCUGCGUCAUUUCUGUCUCCUCCAUCUUUCACAUUAAAGUGAUUCAAAUGUGCAGACUCUUUUUUUUUAAUUUUUUUUUUAUUUUAUUAUUGGGCUUUUUUAAUAGCCAUCGAUCCCAGUUCACACCAAAGUCUCUUGCUUGGUCUUGUGUAAUCUCAGGAAAAGUUAGGGAAUCUUUUUUAAAGCAAUGCACAGCAGUUGAAACACUGUGCUGCAUUUCUGACUACUGUAUUUCUUAGACUUGAGUUUUUCAAUUUUUCGAAACGAGACAGAAAAGUCGACCGGACCAUGAACACGGCUUUCCCGGAUAUUGAUUCGUAAAUCCCACCCUCCCAAAAAAAUAAAAAAUAAAUAAAACAUUUCACCAUUGAUUGGAUUGGACAGUCAGUUUCUUCCUUCUUUUUUUUUUUUUUUCUUUGUUGGCCAUCACUGUCCUGUUUACUGUCCUGUGUCGUCGUAAAUGGUUCCUUGACGAUUUGUCUCUAGUCCGAGAUCUUCGCCCACUGUGUAAAGAGAUGAGAUUCGCUCUGUUGUUACUCAGAAACUCGUCCAAUUUCUAUACUCUUUCUCUACCCUAUCUUUUUAUAUCCUGUCAGGCAAACAAAAAAAACUUAUCAAAGAAAUAAUGAAACCAACACUUUCAUAACAAAAAAUACAAAACAUUUAGUAAAAGUGCUACUGAUUGUAUGUAUUAUUAUUAUUAUUAUUGUUAUUUCCAGUUAAAAUUUAUUUUACGCACUUUUACCUUGGGCUUCUGUAUUUUAUCUGAAUAUUUAUGAGUUUAGUUGUGAAAUGUACAUAUUGUAAACAACUGUGCCUUUUGAUUCAUUCUGAAAAGUUUUCUACAACAUAACAGAAGGAAUAUAUUGUACCGCAAUAUUAAUUUUGUUAACAGACAAAAUAAAAGUUUAAAGAGUUUGUUGA
Molecule: messenger RNA, 7532 nt
Organism: Hemibagrus wyckioides
Lineage: Eukaryota; Metazoa; Chordata; Actinopteri; Siluriformes; Bagridae
Gene: sbno2a
Product: strawberry notch homolog 2a
Biological process (GO): regulation of DNA-templated transcription
Cellular component (GO): nucleus
Molecular function (GO): chromatin DNA binding; histone binding
Source: RefSeq, a predicted model, not a curated record